Messenger RNA from Cladocopium goreaui, 3163 nucleotides. NCBI's taxonomy places the organism in Eukaryota, Dinophyceae, Suessiales, Symbiodiniaceae. The record is from the annotation of a GenBank genome assembly.
AUGGUGGCGAUGCGGCAGAAACAAAACGAUGGAAAGUUCUUCCAGACCACAAAGCGAGGAGAAAUUCAAGAGCUGAAGGAAGAACUUCAUGCCAAUGACAAGCAGAAGCAGAAAGAUGCUGUCAAGAAGGUCAUCGCCAAUAUGACGGUGGGCAAAGACGUCUCGGCGCUCUUUGCAGACGUGGUGAACUGCAUUCAGACGGACAAUGUGGAGCUGAAGAAACUGGUCUACUUGUAUGUGAUGAACUAUGCCAAAGCUCAGCCAGAACUUGCGAUCCUGGCCAUCAACACCUUCCGAAAAGACGCCACGGAUCCCAAUCCCCUGAUCCGUUCCCUCGCGGUGCGGACCAUGGGCUGCAUCCGCCUGGACCAGGUGACGGAAUACCUGCUGGAGCCUCUUCGAAGAUGUUGCCAGGACCAUGAUCCCUACGUCCGAAAGACUUCGGCCAUUUGCAUCCCCAAGGUCUAUGACAUCAAUCCCGAACUGGUGGAUGACCAGGGUUUCGUGGAUAUCCUCAAAGAUCUGCUGGGAGAUGGGAACCCCAUGGUGGUGGCCAAUGCUGUGGCCGGCUUGGCCGAGAUCUCACAGACCUGUGGGAAGGAUCUGCUCGAUUUGGAUCGGGGGAACAUCCCCAAACUGCUGGCAGCCUUGAAUGAGUGCAACGAGUGGGGCCAGGUCUUCAUUCUGGACGCCUUGGCCACCUAUGAACCCACCGGCCCCAACGAUGCGGAGAGCAUCAGCGAGCGUGUGACCGCGCGGCUGUCGCACGCCAACCCGGCGGUGGUGUUGACCGCCAUCAAGGUCAUCUUGAAGUGCAUGGAGCACACAGAGAACCCAGAGGUGCUACGGAUGUUGGCCAAAAAGCUGAAUCCGCCCCUAGUGACUCUGCUGAGUAGCGAGCCCGAGGUGCAGUACGUGGCGCUACGCAACAUCCGCUUGAUCGUGCAGCGACGCCCGGGGAUCUUGGCCUCGGACGUGAAGAUGUUCUUCUGCAAAUACAACGACCCCAUCUACGUGAAACUGGAGAAGGUCGACAUCAUGUGCAUGCUGGUCAGCGACAAAAACUUUGACCAAGUUCUCCUUGAACUCAAAGAGUACGCCUCGGGUGUGGACGUGGAGUUCGUGCGCAAGUCCGUGCGCUCCAUCGGCCGCGUGGCGGUGAAGCUGGAACGCGCCUGCGAGCGCGCCAUGAAUGUCUUGCUGGAACUUAUCGAGACCAAGGUGAACUAUGUGGUGCAGGAGUCUUGCGUUGUCGUGAAGGACAUUUUCCGAAAGUAUCCUUCCAGAUACGAGCAGGUGCUGAGCGCCUUGUGCGAAUCCAUGGAAGCCUUGGACGAACCCGAAGCCAAAGCCUCCAUGAUUUGGAUCCUAGGAGAAUACGCGGGACGCAUCGAUAAUGCCGAUGAGUUACUUGAGUCCUUCCUGGAAGCUGGGCACGGAGAUCGGCACGGAGAUCGGAUCGUGGAUACCUUCCAUGAUGAGCCUCUGUUGGUUCAGAUGCAGUUGCUAACAGCCAUUGUGAAACUUUUCUUGCAGAAGCCUUCCAGCACACAGGACAUGGUCUCCAAAGUGCUUCAAUGUGCCACCGAAGAGUCCACCAACCACGACUUGCGCGACCGAGGAUACAUCUACUGGCGCUUGCUGGCCACGAAUCCAGAGGCUACAAAGAGUCUCUUGGCGAAUGCCUGGUUCGUGGGGGCCUGCAGGAAUCUCUUGGAGAAGCUGUCCACCGAGCUGUCUUUGAUGAGUUCGGUGUAUCACAAGUAUGCUGACGAGUUUGUGACUCGUUUGACCCUGACCUCCUCGGGUCAAGAGCGUGGCGCAGAGGACGACGAGGAGGACGAUGGCAACCGCGCGGCGGAUCGACGCCGGGAAGUGCAGGAGGAGUUGGAACGUGGUCCUGGUGCAAGCAAUGGAACCAGCGGCGGCCUGGACUUACUGGACCUGGGUGGCGUGGGCGACGACUCGCCCUCGCAGCGCGGUGGUGUUUCGGUGUCCUCGGUGCAAAAGGUGCAGGUGCUGCCGUCCACGCAAGCGGGGCAACACGGGCAGCAGGGCUUCGCAGUGUCAGCGGCUUUUGCCAGACAGCGAGGCACGCCCACCCUGAUGAUGACUUUUAGCAACCACAGCUCCGGACCUCUGAGUGGUUUCGCCAUCCAGGUGAACAAGAACCCCUUCGGCUUCGCGCCCAAGGAGCAGUUGGUCUGUUCCGAAAUCCAGCCGGGCUCGUCCUCGGAGGCCGGCCAAACGGUUUGGGGUGAGGUCUCCGUGGCCAUGGCGCCACAACAGUUGCUGAGCAACACAGCGCCCAGCUCCCCACUGUUGCUGCAGGUGGCCAUCAAGACCUCGCUGGACAUCUUCUACUUCCACGUCCAAUUCGACCUCUCCGUGGUCCUGGUCGAGAAUGCGGCGCUGAGCCGCGACGACUUCACGCCCAUUUGGCAACGCGUGGGGGAGGCUGGCCAGAAAAUGGCCAUAAUUCCUAUGGAUCGACCGCUCGACUCCGAGAUGGUCAAGAGCCGAAUGGCGCAAGACAACAUUUGCUACGUGGCGCAGCGGCAGCUGGAAGAUGGCUCGGUGGCGUUGUACACCUCGGCCCAGACCAGCAACAACUGCUCCGUCUUGGCGGAAGUCACGGUGAGCCCCGGAAGCAGCAGUCUAAAGGUGGCCAUCAGAACAGAGACACAGAAAAACGAGCCCAGUGGCGCGGUGGCGCCGGGUGGAGUGGUCUCCCAAAAUAAGGCCAUUCCCGUGGUGGCAGAUGCGAUGGCCUUCAUCGUGGCUGUACCUAUUCAGCUCUGGGACAACACCGUCGGGAAGAACGGCACUGAAGCCAACGCCUCUGCAGUGGUUCAGGCCUGUUUAGAUGCCCUGGGCGAUGAUGAGACCCAGACACCUCCGGCAGAUUGCCUGGCCUGUGUGACACAGGUCUUGGCAAGCCUCUUGCACCGCCGGCAGCAGGUAGCGACGGCCAUUGGCACCGCCGGGUCUCAGGCGCUCUUGAAGAAGCUGCACGGAUGGUGUAUGGCCAGUAUCGAUUUCGAGAAAUCUGCCAAAGAGCGUGGUUAUCGUUUGCUGCAUGCAAGUGGCAGGGCUCCCGUCUCACCAGGCGUGGGCGAGCCCUUGUUGGCUCCAGCCAGUUGGUACACACCUGUGAUGGCCA